Messenger RNA from Colletotrichum graminicola M1.001, 1209 nucleotides. RefSeq lists its product as uncharacterized. The transcript is spliced from 5 exons. The record is from RefSeq and is a predicted model, not a curated record. Bases 1 to 1209 code for a protein of 402 amino acids. NCBI's taxonomy places the organism in Eukaryota, Fungi, Ascomycota, Sordariomycetes, Glomerellales, Glomerellaceae.
AUGGGCAACCUCAUAGAAUUGCUCGGGAAGACCGACAACCUCAGUGACCCCGAGCCGCCUCUCAACAGACAAGCGGCUGUCCUGGGUAUGGUUCUUUCGUUCAUGACUUUGGCAUGGAUUUGUGGUGUCUACCGACUUUAUGUUCGCUACUUCGUUCUUCGGUGUCCGGGAUGGGAUGAUUACUUUGUCAUGCUGUCUAUGCUCACAAGCUUACUUCUGUCGGCCGCAACUUGCGUUGCUACGGAGUAUGGACUAGGAAAACACUACAUCUUGCUUGGCAUCAAAAACAUGCAGGAUUUUGUCAAAGUCUUUUAUGUGUGCAACGGCGCAUAUCCCAUGGCCACUGCUCUUAUCAAGCUGGCCUUACUUUUCCAGUACCUUCGCAUGUUCGAGCGCGGCACCAAGUCACGAUACAUAACCGUUGUCUUCAUCUACAUCACCGCCGCCUGGGGUAUCGCGUACUCCUUCCUUGCCUGGGUCCCGUGCAUCCCCGUAUCGGCGUUCUGGGACCUGACGUCGUCGACGGACACACGAUGGGCUUUUGGCUCUCGCGAUCCCCAAACCUUCGCUCGUAGCUUCGAAAGCCAUGUAUCAAUCAAUGUGGCGUUGGAUCUGAUUGUUUUCGCGAUACCCAUUCCCCUGCUCUUGAAAACGGGUCUCCGGGCAAAGUCUCGGUUGAGUUUGCUCGGCUUGUUCAUCAUGGGCGUGCUUGUGAAUAUCCUUGGACUAUUCCGUGUCAUUGGUAUUGCACGUUCUAGAGCCGGUACAUACCCGACUCUUGACCCCAGCUGGUAUGGCUGCACUCCCAUCGUGCUCGCUGCCGUCGAGGUCAACCUAGCGACUAUCUGUGCCUCACUCCCAGUCUUCUGGCCUAACCUCCAAAAGAACAUUGGCCAGAUCUUCAUCACGAAAGAAGUCGAGAUUACUUCCGAGGCUCGUCGCUUCAGCGCCCUCCAAGACACAGAGGCCACUGCAGAGCUUCGCGAAUUUUCACCACGGAAACCGCACAAGGCCCUUGUCAAUAGUUCGUGGUGCACUGAUACCCGUAUCCUGCCGAGACCGACACAGACCGAGAUCGCAUCGACACGACUUGCUUCCAAGCCGAGCGAAAAGUCAUUGUUUUCCGACGGAUCGAAGAAGAUCUCAGAUGAUCAGGAGUCACAGGAUCGGCUGGUUUUGACACCAUCCCGUAGUGGCAGGCGGCCAUGA